AUGCAAGAGCUUGCAAAAGUAAUUUUUUCAUACACUGCUUACCCAACCAAUGAGCAGAUCCUCUCAGUAGCUGAAGCCUUGGUUUCUAAGUUUCCGUGUCUUAGGGAGCCAGGUUCAUUUGCGGGAUUAUAUGGCUGGCAGCAGCGCAUAAAAAACAAGAUGCACAAUUACCGUGCCAAGCUAAGAUCUCGAAAAUAUUCUUACCCGGAAAUUGAAAUCAACACCUUAAAAAGGAAGCAUCCCGCUGAUGUAGGGCCUUUAAAAAAUAUAAAAAAGGCCAAAAAAGCAGAGGUUAAUUACCUCCCUCCACACCCUACUGGUGAAAGCCAAGAGACACUGGAGAAAGAGAGACUUGAAUUAAUUUGUGAAAUUACAAAGAAAAACAAUGCAAAGAUAAUUGCAGAUAAAAUGAAUAAAACCUUCUCUAGCCGAAGAAUUGAAGUGGUCAGCCUCAGCCCCUCUGUUGAUGUGUUUAAAGAAAGGUGGCCAGCAUUAUUCACUGAGGCUCAGAUCAAGGAGGAGUUCAGACGCAUCACAACGGUUUCCUUGGAGGAGACAUUCCUGCGGAAGCUUGAUGAGUACACACCUGGUCUUUUGCGGCUAAUGCGUGCCAAAGGAGGAGCAGCUGGUUGCAAGAUGCGUCCUCUGCUGGACAGUUUAAAUACACAGAACAUUGAGGAAAAAAGAGAUGCUGUUGUCUGCUGCCUCAUUAACUACCUCGGUGAAAGACAAGAAGAUCUUUUCCAUGAAUGGCAGGAAUGUGAGGAGUACACAGACAAAACAAUGAAGGUGAUUGUGAAGCACAAUGUCAUGGCUGAGGAGGACGAUUUGUCUAUUGUGAUCGAGGGAAACCAAGUGAUGGAAGGAUGUGGAAGCCGAACAAAGGCAUGCAUACUGCUGAUGGGACUCAUAUAUGCAAUCAACAUUGAAUAUCCAAAGGAGCUGAAGAACACAUUUGAAGCUUUUCAAAAACUUUUUUUGGAAAUUGAUGGGGCAAAACUUCUGAAGAAAGUCCACAGCCUCAAAAAUAAGCUUAUGCAGUAGACAUUUCUCUCCUUGUUUAAAGGGGAUUCUUUGUUUGGACAUACCUUGAUGGAGUUGUAAUGGACCGUUUUUAUAUUUUUCUUCUCUUCCCUCAUUUGCUCCACAUACAGACACAGACCCAUCCACUGUUUCUCAGCCCUCUCCAUUGCUCUGUGUUUUCCCCCAUAUUGACAGAAAAGGAAUACUAAUAGAUAGUGGCCUGAACAAUUUUGAUCUCACCUACCCUCUUCCCCAUUUGUUUGCUUAUUUCAUUCUGAUCCUAUCUGCGAGAGUGAGAGUAAGGACAAAAAAAAAA
Messenger RNA from Danio rerio (zebrafish), 1339 nucleotides. The record is from RefSeq and is a predicted model, not a curated record. Lineage: Eukaryota; Metazoa; Chordata; Actinopteri; Cypriniformes; Danionidae.